AGCUUAUUUGAGAGAGCUAGAGGUAAUAUUGGGGCUCCUGUUCUCUCUUUGCUUUUUAAUGGCUUUCUUGAUGGAGAGAUGUGGUGAGAUGAUGGUUUCUGUGGACUCUCACAAGCCAGUUCCGGCACCCUUCCUGACCAAGACCUACCAACUAGUUGAUGAUCCUUGCACUGAUCACAUUGUAUCCUGGGGUGAAGAUGAGACCACCUUUGUGGUGUGGAGACCUCCUGAAUUUGCAAGGGAUCUCCUGCCCAACUACUUCAAGCACAACAACUUCUCAAGCUUUGUAAGGCAGCUCAACACCUAUGGAUUCAGAAAGAUUGUUGCAGAUAGGUGGGAGUUCGCAAAUGAGUUCUUCAGAAAAGGAGAGAAGCAUUUACUCUCUGAGAUCCACAGAAGGAAAAGCCCUCAAGUUCCUCACCACUACCACCAACACUACCAUCAUCGAUCACCACCUCCUUUCCAAGGUCCAGAUGAAACAACCAGCUGGAUUGAGCCUCCCCUACCGCUCCCGAGCGGCGACGCCGAGUUCCUCUCGGCUCUUUCGGAGGACAAUCAGAGACUGAAGAGAAAGAACUCCCUCCUCUUAUCAGAGCUCACACACAUGAAGAAGCUAUACAAUGACAUAAUCUACUUCAUCCAAAGCCAUGUCACCCCAGUACCCCCUGACCAAAGGCUUGUGAACCCAAGGCCUAGCAGACUUGCUGAUGAUCGACUUCAAACUCCUUCGGAGCUCCAGAAAGCAUUAAAAAAUCACUUCUCGGCGACCAUCACCGGGGAGUCUGACAGCACCGUCAAGCUCUUCGGUGUAUCCAUUCAUGGCAAGAAGAGAUUGCACACCGAGACAGCCGGUGGUGAAAAUUAAAAUGCAAGUGACUAGAACAAUAUGGAGGAACUGUUGGAAGAUAAGGUUUUGUUUGAAGGAUAUUAAGAUUACUGAGACCAAGUACUCCCAUCUUGAGGGAAUUCAGUUUGAACUGUUAUUGUGGAAGACCUUAGAUGUUGUCAUAGACCUUUUGUUCCUUGCUCUUCCCUUCUCAUGGAAGUUGAUCAGUCUUUUUCAUAUGAUUAUUAGAAGUUUAGUUUAGUGACAUUAUAUUAUAUUAUUAAGUCCUUAAAA
Messenger RNA from Elaeis guineensis (African oil palm), 1120 nucleotides. Its product is annotated as heat stress transcription factor B-4. Gene Ontology annotation, biological process: regulation of transcription by RNA polymerase II. Lineage: Eukaryota; Viridiplantae; Streptophyta; Magnoliopsida; Arecales; Arecaceae. Gene Ontology annotation, cellular component: nucleus. Gene Ontology annotation, molecular function: DNA-binding transcription factor activity; RNA polymerase II cis-regulatory region sequence-specific DNA binding. The record is from RefSeq and is a predicted model, not a curated record.